AAUAGUUAAGGCGUAGGUGAAAGUUGCAAUAAAAGACCUCGAUCGUAAUCUAAAGUUUCGUUCUAAACAACAGCUGAUUGUUGAACGCGCCCUCUGUACCCAAACAAUGAGUCAACUUGUCAGUUGAGAUGUCAAUAAGAAACAUUUUUCUAAAAAAAUCAUUUUUUCGUUGAUAUGUAAAGCUGAUUGCAAAAUGGUUGAACCAAUUUUCGAUUAUCAAUUUCGUCUGAUUUUAAUUGGAGAUAGCACAGUCGGAAAAAGUUCUUUGUUGAAGUAUUUUACUGACGGCAAAUUUGCGGAGCUAUCAGACCCGACUGUUGGAGUAGACUUUUUCGCACGUUUAAUCGAAGUAAAAGAUGGUACUCGUAUUAAAUUACAACUAUGGGACACUGCCGGACAAGAAAGAUUUCGUUCAAUCACAAAAUCGUAUUAUCGCAACUCGGUGGGUGCCCUUUUAGUUUAUGAUGUUUGUAAUCGUGCUAGUUUCGAACACAUCCCAGUGUGGAUGUCCGAAGCAAGACGUCACAUUGAACCACAUCGACCCGUUUUUGCACUUAUCGGGUGUAAAUUAGAUCUAGUCAGUAACGGUGGUCAAAGAGCAGUAUCGAAAGAGGAAGCAAAAAAUUUCGCGGAUGCAAAUGGGAUGUUUCACGUGGAGACGUCCGCUAAAAACGGAUCAAAUGUGGAAGAAGCUUUUAGAUCUGUUACACAAGAGGUUUAUAAUAGGAUUUUAAGUGGAGAAUAUAAAGUAGAGGAUGGUUGGGAAGGGAUUAAAACGGGUUUUGCAAGACCUAAUGGAAUGGAUUUUAAUCUUGUUGAAGCAGAACCAGCUAAAACAUCAUGUUGUUAGUAGUUUUUUAGUAUUUUUUUUCUAGGCGGUAAGGAUAAAGUGUGUGAAAAAAUUAAUUUAGGAGUUAAAUGCUACAAAAGAAUUUGUACAAUUCAUUUUUAUUGUUUUAUUUGAUUGAAACUUGUAAAUAAUAUUUAUUGUGCGUUGUCUAAAAAUGAUAUGUAUCUUUAAUUAAGUGAGUUUUAAUUCAAUUUAUUAAGUUAUCUUAAAAAUAAUACCAAAAUUAGACACUUCUAAGUGUCUAAUGUGUAUUAACACCGAAUUUGUAAGUUACAAAUCAUUUUUAGUAUUUUAUUGUUUAUAUUUUAUGAAUUUUCGUUUUAAAAUGUUCCUAAGAAACAACCAAAUUUUUAUAAUACCCAAAUUUUCACUGGUAAAUGUGUAUAAAAUUAUUACAAAUUAGUCUUCUUUAUAAAAAGUGUGCAAUUAAGAAAGGAUGCAUAAUAUUUCCUUUUUAGAAUUUUUAUAAAAAUAAAAAUUUCAAAAUAA
Onthophagus taurus is the source of this 1339-nucleotide messenger RNA. RefSeq names its product RAS oncogene family member Rab39 (gene Rab39). Gene Ontology annotation, biological process: Rab protein signal transduction. The record is from RefSeq and is a predicted model, not a curated record. NCBI's taxonomy places the organism in Eukaryota, Metazoa, Arthropoda, Insecta, Coleoptera, Scarabaeidae. Gene Ontology annotation, molecular function: GTP binding; GTPase activity.